This is a messenger RNA of Jatropha curcas, 1252 nucleotides long. Its product is annotated as receptor-like cytoplasmic kinase 176. Gene Ontology annotation, molecular function: ATP binding; protein kinase activity. The record is from RefSeq and is a predicted model, not a curated record. Lineage: Eukaryota; Viridiplantae; Streptophyta; Magnoliopsida; Malpighiales; Euphorbiaceae. Gene Ontology annotation, biological process: protein phosphorylation.
GUGUUUUAGUGCAGGGCAACACUGCAGAGGGUGAUUCUUCACCAUGGUGGGAAUGAUAUGAGUAAGUCAAGCAGCAAGGUCUCUUCUGACACAGUGCCUUCAACUACGCAAACAAAUGGUCAGAUCCUAGAGUCACCCAAUUGGAAGAGCUUUGGCUUUAGUGAACUAAAAGAAGCAACAAGUAACUUCAGACCGGGUUAGGUAAUUUUGGUUCUGUCUUCAAAGGGUGGAUUGAUGAGCAUUCAUUAAAGCCUUCUAGGCCUGAUACAGGCAUGGCUAUUUCUGUAAAGCCACCAGGGCCUGACACUGGAAUGCCUGUUGCUGUAAAGAGGCUACGUGACAACCGAGGUCAACAAGAAUGGUUGCUAUUGCAUCCGAAUCUAGUGAAACUGAUUGGUUACUGCUUGGAGGAUGACCAUCGACUUCUGGUCUAUGAGUUUGUGCCCAAUGGCAGCUUGGAGAAUCGUCUAUUAGGAAGGGAUUCUCACAUUCAACCACUCUCUUGGAAUCUCCGUAUGAAAAUCGCCCUUGGUGCUGCCAAGUGUCUGGCAUUUCUUCAUGAUAAGGCAGAUGUAAUACAUCGAGAUUUUAGAUCUUCGAAUAUCCUGCUUGAUUCAGACUAUAAUGCCAAACUAUGUGAUUUAGGAUUGGCUAAGGAUGGGCCAAUAGGUAAAAGCCAUGUCACUACACGGGUCAUGGGGGGUUAUGGCCAAGGGUAUGCAGCACCUGAAUACAUCCGGGCAGGUCAUAUUAGCAAAAAAAGUGAUAUAUACAGUUUCGGGGUUGUUCUUCUUGAAAUGUUAUCUGGAAGACGAGCAAUAGAAUGGAACAGGCAAUCUGGACAAAGACAUCUAGGUACGUGGGCAAGAAGCAUUACUGACAGACGCAAAAUUUCCCAAAUUUUGAAUCCUGCCAUUUUAGGUGAGCAUUCGGGAAGCAGUGCAUUAAAAGUAGCUCAACUUGCAUACGAAUGCGUAUCAGGGGAGCCAAAAUUUCGGCCAGACAUAAAAGAUGUGGUUAAAAUUCUGGAAAACCUUCAGGACAAUACGGUAUGCAAAUCAAGCAACGGUUCUAAACAAUGAAAACGUUGUUUUCUGUCUUAAGACCAACUUUUUCUCCUGUUCUGUGUGCACGUGUGUAUAUGUAUGUGAUACGUAGUAAUGAUGUCUGGAAAACUUUUAUUGUUAACUUUCGUUCUUAAAAAAAAAAUUAUUGAAAUUCAUACCUUUAAAUAUAUUUGGGUUUUGACGCU